Messenger RNA from Nematocida major, 2193 nucleotides. RefSeq names its product protein transport protein SEC23. Gene Ontology annotation, molecular function: GTPase activator activity; zinc ion binding. The transcript has a single exon. Gene Ontology annotation, cellular component: COPII vesicle coat; endoplasmic reticulum exit site. Bases 1 to 2193 code for a protein of 730 amino acids. The record is from RefSeq and is a predicted model, not a curated record. NCBI's taxonomy places the organism in Eukaryota, Fungi, Microsporidia. Gene Ontology annotation, biological process: COPII-coated vesicle cargo loading; endoplasmic reticulum to Golgi vesicle-mediated transport; intracellular protein transport.
AUGGAAGAAGCAAUUAGGAGCGUGGAAGAGAAAGAAGGCGUUCGCCUCACUUGGAACACCUUCUCAAACAUAAAGUCCGAAACUGCGAAGAACAUUAUUCCUUUGGUGUGUCUGUACAAGCCGCUGCACGGGUACCACAACGACUCGCUUUUGAAGGUAGGGUACGGGGCCGUUCGAUGUGCACGCCCUGAUUGUGCGAGCGUGCUGAGCCCGUACUCGUCUUUGGACUUUGGGUCCAAGCACUGGGGAUGCAUCUUCUGCGGGCGCAUGAACAUGCUGCCUCCGCACUACAGAGACAUCUCAGCAGAAAACCUUCCGUACGAGCUGUUUGGAGACAACAGCACCGUGUUCUACAAGGGCACCCAAGUGUCUGGGUACAAAAGAGUCUAUUGGUUUGUUAUCGACGUGUGCAGCUUUGACGAGGAAAGGCACCUUCUCCUGAAAGAGGGCCUUCUCACUGCGCUGGAAAGCCUGGGCGAGGACGACCACAUUGGAAUAAUUCGGUACAGCGCAAACAUAGAAAUAAUCAGCCUGGAGAAUCUGGAGGUGCGAAAGCUGCACGUGUUCCCUGCUGUUGACUACACAGUGGCUGUGCUGCAAAAGGAGUUUGUUGCGCCUGGAAACAGCAUCUCGCCACUGUCCAAGUUUACGCGAAGAAAGGGGGACUGCCUGCAGCAGGUACAGCAGAUUUUCAAGAACCUGCAGAUAAACGCGUUCCCCGUGCCCACCAUGGAGAGGCCCAAGCGGUGCACAGGCAGCGCCAUCCAGCUGGCCAGCAGCAUUGUGCAAAGCACGUGCGCAGAGGGCACAGGCCACAUACUUCUGUUUACCCAGGGGCCCUGCACAUACGGGCCGGGCGCGAUAUCCUCGAUUAGCCUGAAGAAUUCGCUGAGAAUACAGAACAAGGACUUCUCCAAGCUGUUUACAAAGGAGUCGAUAUACGAGACCAUCGCGAACAACAUGGGGUCUCGGGGGCAUGUGAUCGACAUCAUUGCUGCCGGAAUUGACGACUUUGGGUUUGCGGAGAUGCGGAGCCUGAUUGAGAAAACCGCUGGAACCUCUGUGUUUGCAAGAGACUUCAACCCGUACAUCUACAAAGAGUCUAUCAAGCGAAUGUUUGCAAAGGACGCGGCAGAAGGCGCCGCAAUGAAGCGGGUGUUCGACGUGCGCACAACAGCCAAGGUGACAAAGGGCUACCAAAUCAAAAACACGCUGGGGCACGGGUUUGAGCAGAGCGCAGACAAGAAGCAGAACUAUGUGUGGAGGCAGGGGUCGCUUUUUGACAGGUCCACAAGCGCCUUUGUGUUUGAGCAGACCAGCGACGCGCCUGCCGGCGCAUCUGUGCACGUGCAGAUAUGCACCAAGUUUAUAGACAGCAACGGCGAGUCCUACGAAAGAGUCACCACCAUUGCAAGGUCGUUUGGAAACUCGUCAAACCUGGGCCAGCUGAUUCUGGGCUUUGACCAAGAGGCAGCGUGCGUGUACAAAGCCAAAGAGCUUUCUGUGAACGCGGACAACGGAGACGGGGUGGACGUCAUUCGCCAGGCAGACCGGUGCCUUAUCCGGUUUAUGCAGCGGUUCUGCCAGUUUGAAAAAGACAGCGCAAGCACCAUACGGGUGCCGCCCUCAAUGUCCUUCUUUCCCGAGUUUAUGUUCUUCCUCCGAAGGCUCCCUGCGCUGCACACAGACGGGCUGAGCUUGGACGAGGUUGCGUACCAGCGAACAAUUCUGCUGACCGAAGGCUCUUCGUCCACCAUGUGCAUCAUCCGGCCCUCUUUGGUGGCCUUCCACUACACUGGAGAGAGGUCUCCCGUUGAGCUGGACUCGAGGUCUCUAAAGCAGGACGUGGCGCUGCUUGUGGACACCUUCCACGAUGUGGUUAUAUGGUACGGCGAAAACAUCGCCUCGUGGAUAAAGGCAGGCAUAAAGGAAAACCCCGAGUACUGGUUCUUCAAGGACAUGCUAGAAUCGCUAGAGAAAGAAGCAAAUGAAAUUGUUGAGAAAAGGCUUCCUGUUCCCAAGCUGACAAAGUGCGAUCAGUACAGCUCGCAGGAGAGAAUUCUGCUGUGUAAAGUGAAUCCAGCGUCGUCAGUUGCAAACAGCGUGUCGGGGGAGGGGCAGACAAUUGUAACAGAAGACAUAGACUUUGCCAGAUUCUAUGAAUAUUUGAUAAAACUUGUGGUUUCUACAUAA